Molecule: messenger RNA, 3136 nt
Organism: Diceros bicornis minor
Lineage: Eukaryota; Metazoa; Chordata; Mammalia; Perissodactyla; Rhinocerotidae
Product: sialic acid-binding Ig-like lectin 5
Exons: 9
Coding region: 59-1690 (543 amino acids)
Biological process (GO): cell adhesion
Cellular component (GO): plasma membrane
Molecular function (GO): sialic acid binding
Source: RefSeq, a predicted model, not a curated record
UUCUCUUCUCUCUCAGAGGGACCCUGGAAGGAGGACCAUCCCAGGGCAGGAGGACAGAAUGUUGCUGCAUCUGCUGCUGCUGCUGCCUGUGCUGUGGGGAGUGCCCACGGCUCAGGAUCAGAGGUACCAGCUGAAACUACCGGAGUCCGUGACAGUGCAGGAGGGCCUGUGUGUCCUCGUGCCCUGCAAAUUUUCCUUUCCCUGGACUGCCUUUGGAACCCUCCACGUGUUUUGGUUCCGGAAAGGGGAGGAUAGAAACCGUAAUUCACUGGUGGCCACAAACAAAAGAGAACAGAAGCUGCAGGAGAGCACCCAGGGCCGGUUCUUCCUCCUCGGAGACCCCCAGGCCCACAACUGCUCCCUGAGCAUCAGAGACGUCAACAUGAGGGACAGUGGGACUUACUUCUUUCACAUGGAGGAUGCCUUGAGGAAACACUCGUAUCUAGAUAAGACGCUCUCUCUGCAUGUGACAGCUUUGACCCAGAGGCCCGAAAUCCUUAUCUCGGGGCCCCUGGAAUCUGGCCUCCCCAGGAACCUGACCUGCUCUGUGCCCUGGGCCUGUGAGCAGGGCACGCCCCCCAUCUUCUCCUGGACAUCAGCUGCCCUCACCUCCCUGGGCCCCAGGACCCACCUCUCCUCUGUGCUCACCCUCACUCCACGGCCCCAGGACCACAGCUCCAGCCUGAUCUGUCAGGUUAAGUUCCCUGCAGCUGGUGUGACUGUGGAAAGGAUCAUCCAACUCAACAUCACCUAUGCUCCACAGAACACGGCCAUCAGCAUCUCCCAAGGAAACAGCACAGCUCUCAAGAUCUUGCAAGACGCCUCGCCCCUCCCUGUCCUGGAGGGCCAGGCUAUGAGGCUGCUCUGUGUUGCUGACAGCAACCCACCUGCAGAGCUUAGCUGGUUCUGGGGGUCCUCAGCCUUGAACGGCACCCCCAUCUCCACCACUGCCAUCCUGGAGCUGCCUCGCGUAGGGACUACAGGGGGAGACUUCACCUGCCUCGCUCGGCACCCGCUGGGCUCCCAAAAUGUCUCUGUGAGCCUCUCCAUGGUCUACCCCCCACAGCUGCUCAGACCCUCCUGCUCCUGGGAUGACCAGAGUCUGCGCUGUGGUUGCUCAUCCCGAGCCCAGCCAGCCCCCUCCCUGCUCUGGUGGCUGGGGGCGGGUCUGCUGGAGGGGAACAGCAGCAACGCCUCCUUCACGGUCACCUCCAGCUCCGAGGGUCCCUGGGCCAACAGCUCCCUGAGCCUCAGCGAGGGGCUCACCUCUGGCCUCCCAAUCAGUUGUGAAGCCUCGAAUGUCUAUGGGGCCCAGAGUGCCACUGUCGUGCUGCUGCAAGGUAAAUCAGAACCCAGGGCAAGGUGGGUCCUGGGAGCAGUCGGGGGAGCUGGCAUCAUGGCCCUGCUUUCUCUCUGCCUCUGUCUCCUCUUCAGAGUGAAGACCUGCAGGAAGAAGGCAGCCCAGCCAGUGCAGAGCAUGGACAACGUGAACCCAGUCGAGGGCUCAGGCUCCGGGGCGCAUCAGCACCAGGUCUGGACAGACUCCCCUUCAGACCACCCAGCCCCUGCAGGGGCGAGCCCCGUCUCAAGAGAGGAACAGGAGCCCCACUAUUCUCUCCUCCAAUUUCCCAAGCCUCAGGAAGAAAAAGGCACCAACACCGAGUACACAGAGAUCAAGACACACAAGUGAGGGAUUUUUAUCUCACAGUUCUGGAGGCUGGAAGUCUGAGAUCAACAAGUCAGCAGAGUUGGUUCCUUCGGAGGCCUCUCUCCUGGGCUUGCAGACAGCUGUCUCCUCUCUGUGUCCUCACAUGGUCUUCCCUCUUCUUAUAAAUGUUUCCUCUUCUUAUAAAGAUACCAGAUGUAUUGGAUUAGGGCCCACCCUAAUGACCUCAUUUUCACUGAUAUACUUCUUUAAAGACACUGUCUCCAAAUACAGUCACAUUCUGAGGUCUUGUGGGAUAGGACCUCGACUUAUUAAUUUUAUGAUUUAUCAGCCCAUAACACUCAGCCUCUAAUUGUUUUAAAAUUAAUGGCCUUCCUGGCAAUGGAAUGACUCCCCUAGUAUAUGUGGAAGACCACAGGACUUGUGUCCAAAAGAACUGAGUUCAAAUCCAUCUAUACCACUUAUUGACUGAGUCCCAUUAUCUCUCUGUGGUUCACUUUACUGUUCUGCAAAACAAGGGAGUCAUCCUUCUAAUCAGAUUGUUGUGAAUGAGCCUUGAAAACAUACAUAUAAAACAGUUAACAAAAUCUUGGUGCAAAAUUAUUUGUGAACUCUGAACACAGUCUUCUGUCAAGACUUUUGUUGGCUAUUUUAGUGAAAGUUUCUGCUCACAAUUUCUCCUAAGGCUUGGAGGGGCCAGUCCCAUAGGCCACAGAACUUUCUUCUCUAGGACUGGAAAUGAGGCAAGGAUGGCUGCUUUAACCACUUCUGUUCAACAAUAUAUUGUAGAUCCUUCCCAGAGCAAUAAAUGCAAGAUAGAAAUAAGAGCUCUCCAGGUCAUAAGGUAAGAAGUAAAAGAGUCUAUAUUCACAGAUAACACAAUUACGCCCAUGGAAAAUAUAGUUAUUCACAAAGAAGCUGCUAAAACCAAUAAAAGAGUUUAGCAAGAUGUUAAGAUAUUAGUUCAAAUGAAAAAAUUAUUUUUCAAUGCUAUAUAUUGGCCAAGGACAAUUAGAAAUUAAACAUUUUUUUAAAGAUGCAAUUUACCGUAACAUGAAAAAAAUUGAAUGGAAUAUAUGCAAGCUCUGGACAUUGAAAGAAUUACAUAGUAUUGCAUUAAGUAAUGAAAGAAGAUCUAAAUAAAUGGCGAUAUAUACCGUGUUCAUGGAUUGGAAGACUCAAUAUUGUUGGGAUGUCAGUUUUUCCAAUUGAUCAAUAAGUUCAAUACAAUCUCAUAUUCUCAGUGAGAGCUUUGUAGAAAUUGAUGAGCUAAUUCUAAACUAUGCAGAGAAAAGCAAACAACUAGAAUAUCCUAAGAAAUUUUGGAACUGACAAUAAAGCCAUUGAAGGAGACCCCUCCAGUUCCUGUCCCUCUGUCCCAAGAUACCUACCACCUCUUGCACAGCCACCAGCUAUGCAGGAGAAACAUGUCCUCCACAUCAGGGAGCAAGUCUCUUCUCCCAACAAAUC